Molecule: messenger RNA, 216 nt
Organism: Protopolystoma xenopodis
Lineage: Eukaryota; Metazoa; Platyhelminthes; Monogenea; Polystomatidea; Polystomatidae
Source: the annotation of a GenBank genome assembly
AUGGUGGAAACGAAUGGUAAAACUCUCUUUCCUGCCAACACUUGUACCUUUCGACCCCUAUCUGUUGCCGGCCGGUUAUGGCGCCGGAGUCCCAAAUGCCAUGAAGGUCAAAGAGAACACGGUGACCCGGUGAUACCGACCAUUACAAGUUUCGUUGUCGCCUCGCUAGCAAGCAUGUCGCAGGCUGGUUAUGAACGGAGCUUGGAGAUGUUGUAA